Messenger RNA from Effrenium voratum, 1227 nucleotides. The record is from the annotation of a GenBank genome assembly. NCBI's taxonomy places the organism in Eukaryota, Dinophyceae, Suessiales, Symbiodiniaceae.
AUGACAACCUGGGACAGUCUCUACGCCAGACGGGCGACGCGAAUGCGCGCUUCGGAAAUUCGCGAACUCCUCAAGCUGCUGGACCGGCCGGAUGUGAUUUCCUUUGCAGGAGGCAUUCCGGAUCCGGCACUUUUCCCGGCCAGGGAAUUCAAGCAGGCCUAUUCCGACAUCCUGGGCGGUCCGGAGGCGGAAAGGGCACUCCAAUACGGCAUCAGCGAAGGCAGCAUCAGGCUACGCCAAUGGAUUGUCGAGCACAUGGGAGAACUUGGUGUUUCCUGCAAUCUGGAGAAUAUUCUCAUCACGUCCGGAUCUCAGCAGGGCCUCGACUACAUCGGCAAACUGUUCCUGUCCGAAGACGAUACUGCUCUUGUUCAGUGGCCGACCUAUCUCGGGGCGGUCCAGGCGUUCAACGCGUAUGAGCUUCAUUUUGAACGGCUGGAGCCGCGCGCCAAUCUGGACGCGAGUGACUAUCUUGCCAGAGCGGAAGAAAAGGGCGGCGCAGUCAAAUUCGCAUAUCUUUCGCCGGAUUUUGCCAAUCCGACAGGCCUGUCGCUUGACCUGGAAGAGCGCAAGCGCAUUCUGUCGCUUGCUGGCGAUCUCGCCUGCGCCGUGAUCGAAGAUGCUCCCUAUCAGAGCCUUCGCUAUGACGGCGAGCCGGUACGGGCGAUGCUGGCGCUUGAUUGCGAUUGCAACGGCGGCAUUGAAAACAGCCGGACGCUUUAUUGCGGCAGUUUUUCAAAGUCGCUUUCGCCCGGCCUGCGGCUCGGCUGGAUCUGUGCGGCGUCCGAAGUCAUUUCCCGGCUGGUUCUGAUCAAACAGGCGAGUGAUCUCAACACACCGGUUCUCAACCAGGAAGCCAUGGCGCGCGUUGCCGAGACGAAGUUCGAGAGCCAUACCGCGCGCACAAAUGCGAUUUACAGGGACCGUCGCGACGCAAUGCUUGCGGCCCUGGAAAAACACAUGCCCGCUGGUACGAGCUGGACCCGGCCGGAAGGCGGCAUGUUCAUCUGGGUGGAGUUGCCGGAGGAACUUGAUGCGUCGGAUUUGCUUGAGCGUUCGGUCGAGACCGCAAAGGUGGCCUUUGUACCCGGCAGGGCCUUUCAUCCGGACGGGAGCGGCGGCAACACCUUGAGACUGAGUUUUUCCUGCGCUGACACGGGCAAAAUUGAACAGGGAAUUUCAAGGCUUGGUGCCCUGAUCAGCGAAACUGUCAUGUCCAGGCAGUAA